This is a messenger RNA of Chrysochloris asiatica (Cape golden mole), 360 nucleotides long. It is a transcript of the gene GRXCR2, whose product is annotated as glutaredoxin, cysteine rich 2. Gene Ontology annotation, biological process: sensory perception of sound. Bases 1 to 360 code for a protein of 119 amino acids. NCBI's taxonomy places the organism in Eukaryota, Metazoa, Chordata, Mammalia, Afrosoricida, Chrysochloridae. The record is from RefSeq and is a predicted model, not a curated record. The transcript has a single exon. Gene Ontology annotation, cellular component: microvillus; stereocilium shaft; stereocilium base.
AUGGAGGACCCUGAAAAGAAGCUGAACGAGAAGAGUGAAGACAAACCCCGAAAAGUGCGGUUUAAGAUCUCCUCCUCCUACAGCGGCCGAGUGUUGAAGCAGGUCUUUGAGGAUGGGCAGGAAUUAGAGUUACCAAAGGAAGAGUACCCGCAUAGUUUUCUCCAAGAGGCCCUCGAACCAAUGGAUGGUGUUUAUGGGUCUGGGGAAGCCCACAAGCCCCGGCUGUGUGCCCCUAAGCUGACUGCUCAAAGGAUCAGCGUGUUCAGGGAGGGAAGUGCCUAUACCUUGGCGGGCAGUCAGUCUCUCUUCAAUGAUUACAAGAUGAAUGACCAUAAGGUUGGUAUUCUGCAUGAUGUGUAA